Molecule: messenger RNA, 1118 nt
Organism: Camelina sativa (false flax)
Lineage: Eukaryota; Viridiplantae; Streptophyta; Magnoliopsida; Brassicales; Brassicaceae
Source: RefSeq, a predicted model, not a curated record
GACAAACUUUAUAAUAGCGUUGGAAAGAAAGAGAGAGAAGAGAUAUGCACAUGGAAGAGGAAGGGAGAAUGAAGAAUGAGGAGGAGGAGCCACUCAGCCCGAUGGCGCGUCUAUUCCAAUCGCCAGACACAGGCAUGUGUAACAUCAUCAACAUUGGGUUCAAAAGCAAAAUGAACCCCGAUGUUGUUCUUCAUGCUUUGAGGCACAAUGUCUACAAGCAUCCUCGUUUCUGCAGCAAACUGUCUGAAAAUGGUGCAAAAUGGAUCGAGACCGACGUCAACGUAGAAGAUCAUGUAAUUGUACCGUCCAUAGAUCCAGAAGAGAUAUGUGAUGGUGGACAAAGCUACGUCGAUGACUAUAUCUCACGUCUCACAAUGAUUCCUCUAGAUAGAUCACGGCCUUUGUGGGACAUUCACAUCCUUAACGUCAAAACCUUGGAUGCUAAAGCAGUUGGUAUAAUAAGAUUUAACCAUGCGUUGGGAGAUGGAAUGUCCUUCUUUUCCCUCGUGCUCGCAUGUACCCACAAAACAUCAAAUCCAGACAUGUUGCCUACUGCUAUUCCUUCUGUGAAACGGCGAAGCACUGUGUCGCAUAGACUUAAAAAAAAUGACUGGUUCUUACGGGCAAUAUUCACCAUUGGUUCUACAUUGAGACUGAUAUGGAAUACAAUCGUAGAUAUGUUCUUGCUAUUUGCGACAAUGUUUUUUUUGAAGGAUACAGAAACGCCACUGAAAGGCCGUGCGAAUGUCAGGAGCAAUCCAAAGAGAUGUUAUCACCGAAAUAUCUCUCUCGAUGACAUUAAACUUAUCAAAAAUGCUAUGAACAUGACCAUCAAUGAUGUUCUACUCGGAAUUACACAAGCUGCUCUUUCUAGCUAUAUUAACCGACAAUAUGAACAACAAGACAAGAAUAAUGAGGAGGAUGGCGCAUUAUUGACUUCAUAUCCGAACAGUCUUCCAGAUGGAAUACGAUUCCGUGCAGGUUGUACAGUAAAUCUAAGGCCGGACAUCGGUAAACCAUCGAUGAUUGGUCCCUUUGAUGAAGCUCCAGUCGCGGCACUUUUGGAUCUCUCCUUUGGUUGGGAUCGAGUUCCUUCUCGAUUCAACCUUGGUCAGUAG